Amphibalanus amphitrite is the source of this 2552-nucleotide messenger RNA. RefSeq lists its product as uncharacterized. The record is from RefSeq and is a predicted model, not a curated record. Gene Ontology annotation, molecular function: nucleic acid binding. Lineage: Eukaryota; Metazoa; Arthropoda; Thecostraca; Balanomorpha; Balanidae. The transcript is spliced from 2 exons. Bases 152 to 2389 code for a protein of 745 amino acids.
AAUGAGAACGAGGCCAUUAAGUUGUUUUAAGAAAGUUAAGCGAAGUUAAGAUAAAUAAAGCAUUAAGUUACAAAGCUAAGCGUAACACAACGCGAGGAAAUAACCAUUAAGACUAUCCGAACAUUUGGUGCCAGUGAACACGGAUGAAGCAAUGCCGGGAAAAAGACAGAGAAGUAAGAAGACCGGAGGUGAAGAAAUGAACAAUACCAGCAACACUUCUGUAAACCCUGAGGAAUCAAUGAUGGAAGCCAGUGUGCCUCAUAGUUUGUAUAGGCGAAAGCAAAAGUUAGUGACGCAGAUACGUAACGACGAGUGUGAAUUACAUGCUAUGCUCAUAGAGGGAAACGCAUCAAUCUCAGUCAUACAAGCACUGAUUGCCAAGCUGGGAGAGCUAACGACACAGUUGUUGGACAUAGUAGAAACUAUGCAAGAUGAAGAUAACUCAGAAGACGGCUCAUCUGUGCGAUCAGGACCUCUGUGGAAGAAUUAUGAAGCUCUAGAGAAUGACAUCGCUGAUUCGGUCUCGCUAGCAAAUAAAUACAUUCGCCAAAAGAUAUCAGAGAACACAGAUCGUUCAGAUUCGCACAGCUCCAGUGGUUCAGUGAAAGAAGUUGAGAAAGUAGAAGCGUGCACGAUUCCUGGUUUGAAAAAGCCUGAGCUGCCAGUCUUCAGUGGGGAUCAGAUGCAGUUUAGUGACUGGUCGGAGAUGUUUAAUGCAUUCGUCGACAGCGAGAAAAUACCGGCUAAGUUCAAGAUGAUUUACAUGAAAAACUAUCUCGCGGGAGAGCCUCUGAGAAUUGUAGAAAGGUACAGACCCACAGAAACGGGAUAUGCAAAGGCGAAAGAAGAGUUAGACAAGAAAUACGGUGGAAAAAUGUUCAAAAUCCGAAACGAGCUUGAUUCAAUAAGACGCACGCGGCCGAUUCAAGUGGAUGAAACCAAGCGGCUAGAAGAAUUCUCUGACAGAGUGACAAGUUUAGUGACAAACUUAAAGGAAAGUGGAUGCGUGUCAGAUCUCACAAACACGUCUGCAUACUACUUACUUGUUGUAGAGAAGCUCCAUCAUUUCUACGUGAAGAACUACAACAGAUGGCUAAGCACUGAGCACAGAGAAGACAACUUCGAGUCAUUCGCCGAGUGGCUGACAGAUGAAGCGCUAUUCGAGAAAAGAGCAAAGCAAAUGACACAAACCACGAGCAGCAUGCCAAACACUCGACAUCAGCAAAGGAAGACAUUCCGAGUGAAGACCCAGAAUCAACAUCAGCCAGCAGUGCGGCAGUCCUUCAGUCCGCCGUCAGAUACAAACUGCAUGGUUUGUCAAGCUGAUCACGCCUUGGAGAGCUGUGCUGUUUUUCAGAGCUGGACAGUGGGCAAAAGAUACGAGUUCUGUAAGCAGACAAGAAUCUGUUUUAGAUGUCUCGCCGGACAACAUCGUGGAAUAAGAUGCCACCGGUUUCCUGGAUGUCAGUUAGAGGGGUGUGGAGGAAGCCACCACACCUUACUGCAUGCCAGUCUGCGACAAGAUAAGCAACUGGAACAGAGAGGACGGCUGAAAGAGCAGCACCGACAGACGGAGAACACAAGUCAGAACCGUCAGACUACGAGCCAUCUACCACAGCAAGGUCAACUAGAACAGAGCGGACAGUUGAGCUGGUCACAAUACCGCCAAGAAGGAGCUCACAGCAGUGGAUGUCAGCCAUCGCGCAACACGCCAAACACCACCAGCAGUAGCAGUAGCGGGAACACACAAAGCUCCGGAAUAAGCUACAAUACGGCAGCCUCCAGAUCACCACCAGGAAAAGGAGCGACCGCAUUCACCCCACCAGGAGCUCCCCACUUCAACGGCGCGUGCGAGGCAAUGAUCAAGUGCGCCAAGCGGGCUCUGAAAAGAACACUCGAGAGGGCCGAUCUUACCGAUGAGGAGCUUCAAACUGCCUUCUGCCGAGACGAGGCACUGCUGAACACCAGACCAAUCACAGUCGUCUCAGCUGACGCCAACGAUGAGAAGCCACUGACGCCAGCAGACUUCAUCUUGGGGACGGCUAGCAUCGAGACCUCACCGGCAUCACAGGAUGACGCUACAACUCUUCGGCAGCGCUGGAAACGGCUCCAGCAACUAUCCAUAGAGUUUUGGAAGCGUUGGCUUCGAGAAUAUGUACCAGCUCUCCAGGCGAAGUCAAAGUGGUUGAAGCCUCAGACCGACUUGAAAUCAGGCGAUUUGGUCCUGGUGAUCGACGCAAAUACCCCGAGGAGUCAGUGGCCACUGGGGCGAAUCGAGGAAGUGUUACCGGGGAAAGAUGGCCACGUGCGUGUGGCUACAGUGAAACUGCACAAUAAGGUCGUGACGAGACCAGUCGUGAAGCUGAUUCACAUCGAUGUGCUCCAGUGAAGUAGUAGCCAGUAGUCAAAGUAGUGGAAAUGUGAAAGUGAUACCUCUAUGUAGAAUUGGUUGAAUUCGUGUCAAUUCAAAGUCGAGGGGGGUGUUACAGAGGUUCUUUUAUCACACAUGUCGCGUGCACAUAUGUUUUGUGAUGAUUAUCGUAUUGAGGUCG